ACGUGAUCCGGGAUGAGGUGGAGUUCGGCUUUAAGGGGGCGUCCCUUCUCAUCUUCCUCAAUCUUCAGGGGCUGAGCGGGAGAGUCACCCACCGGCCCCUCCGCGACCCUUCCGUCGCACCCUGCCGGCUUUCUGAAAACUCGGGGGGGAGAGAGGAGCAGGAGGAGGAAGAUCCCCAGAAGAGGAGUAUUCAGUUCAUGGGAAUGAGGAAUUCAAAACUCAGUUUACGGAAUCCACUCCGUGGAAUAAUCUGACCUUCUGACUUGCUUUGAAGAAGCGCACUGUUCAUUUGUCAAGUGGAUGACAGCAAAACUGGUAAAGAUGAAUGCAACACCGUUUUCCCAGGUUGAGAAUCACUCACUUCACUAUAAUAUCUCAGAAAACUCCCCACUUUUUGCUUUCGAAAACGAUGACUGUCAUCUGCCCUUGGCUGUGAUAUUUACCUUGGCUCUGGCCUACGGGGCUGUGAUCAUCCUCGGGGUCUCUGGAAACCUGGCUCUGAUCAUCAUCAUACUGAAACAGAAGGAGAUGAGGAACGUGACCAACAUCCUGAUUGUGAACCUCUCUUUCUCGGACUUGCUCGUGGCCAUCAUGUGUCUCCCCUUCACGUUUGUCUACACGCUGAUGGACCACUGGGUCUUUGGGGAGACCAUGUGCAAGCUGAAUCCCUUCGUGCAGUGCGUUUCCAUCACCGUGUCCAUCUUCUCGCUGGUCCUCAUCGCUGUGGAGCGGCACCAGCUGAUCAUCAACCCGCGAGGAUGGAGACCCAACAACAGACACGCCUACAUAGGGAUUGCUGUCAUCUGGAUGCUUGCUGUGGCUUCGUCCCUGCCCUUCCUCAUCUACCAGGUCCUGACCGACGAACCUUUCCAGAAUGUAACGCUGUUUGCGUUCAAAGACCAGUACGUGUGCUUCGAUCAGUUCCCGUCAGACUCUCACAGGCUGUCCUACACCACGCUCCUCCUGCUGUUGCAGUACUUCGGCCCGCUGUGCUUCAUAUUUAUCUGCUAUUUUAAGAUAUACAUUCGCUUAAAAAGGAGAAACCACAUGAUGGACAAGAUGAGAGACAGCAAGUGCAGGUCCAGCGAAACCAGGAGGAUCAACGUCAUGCUGCUGUCCAUCGUGGUGGCCUUCGCCGUCUGCUGGCUGCCCCUGACCAUCUUCAACACGGUGUUCGACUGGAAUCACCAGAUCAUUGCCACGUGCAACCACAACCUGCUGUUCCUCCUCUGCCACCUCACGGCGAUGAUAUCCACGUGCGUCAACCCCGUCUUCUACGGGUUCCUGAACAAAAACUUCCAGAGAGACUUGCAGUUCUUCUUCAACUUCUGUGACUUCCGCUCCCGCGAGGACGACUACGAGACGAUAGCCAUGUCCACCAUGCAUACGGAUGUCUCCAAGACGUCCCUGAAGCAGGCGAGCCCAGUCGCAUUUAAAAAAGUCAGUAAUGAUGACAAUGAGAAAGUCUGAGGCUGAUGGGAGCGUGUGGUUCCAGAUGCCGUCUGCCGAAAGCAAGCACAACCUGCCGCCCACGUCCAUGACCUUCCUCCCAGGGAGGAGGGUCGAAAUCGUCUGGGAAAGACCAAGAGUUUCUUGUCUGGCUUUUCACUGCUUUUGUUUGGGCUGUCAUGAUUGCUUCAGGAUCAAAACAUCUAUGGACACUGGAGUCUUCUGGGAAUAGUUUAGACCAGAUGUCUUCAAAUGUGUGUGAGUGUUUGUGUGUGUGUGUGUGCAUGUGUGUGCAUGUGCACACACAUAUGUAAUGCAUAUGAAGAGUUUUAUACUAUAUUUAUUGGAAUGUACUUUUUCUCAAGUAUUACCAUGAGAUGACUCAAAAGCAGUUUGCUGUUCUCAAAAUACAGGCCUUCUUGAUUAGAUUGCAUCACCUUUGCUUAACGCUAGGUGUUAUUGGGGUCUUACAGGGAUGGUGGCACAAGAAAAUGAUCUUCAGAAUGUGAUGGGAUUAAAAGAGAGUCUGAAGUCACUCAGUAGUGUUUUUCUUCCUUUGUUUUAGAAAGGUAACCUAAUUUAUUCCUUCUAAUUGAAUAUCACUUCAGAUAACAUACAUAAAAAUGCUUUCUCAGCUAGGAAUAGCAUAUGGAAUUAGGCCAUCUACAAGAAUGAAGUACAAGAGAAUUCCCCAAUUUCAAAAUUUUCCUGGUACCUGACAACCAAAGCAUUUGAGUUAAGUAGUUUAAUACAUGAAUUAGUUUUGCUGCAGAUAGUUAAAUUGCACUCUUUGGAAAGAUAUUCAAGAGGGUUUUUUUUUUUAAUCCAUCAUAGAGUGUUCAGUGUUUGUCAAGCUUUCUGGCAUAAAAUAUAAUUCAAAACGUGUUUCCAGGUUAAAAUAUACAAAAACACAAAACAUAUUUUCUAUACAGCAGUGCCUAUUAGUAACUCUGUUUUAACUCUUACCGACUUUCAAAGCAGAGAACAAUCAAUGUGAAAAGGAAUGUUCACUCCAGCCAGAAGGGAUAAAUAUGGACUGUUCAUAAAGAUGCCCCAUGUGAACUUGUAUAAACCGUGUGAUUUGUGGAAUUUCAUAAACCAUAUACUAUAUAAAGUAUGUCAUGUUAAUAUACUUAGUUUUAUGUAUCUUGCAAUCAGGAUUGAGCCUCGGAAAAGACACUUUGAAGAAUGAGACAGACUUUAUAUUGUGUAAAAUAUUAAAGUAUUUUGAUUUUAGAAGGGCACACAGGUUCUGCAUUAAAAUUGCUUUCACUUGUUUUUUUU
Molecule: messenger RNA, 2733 nt
Organism: Jaculus jaculus (lesser Egyptian jerboa)
Lineage: Eukaryota; Metazoa; Chordata; Mammalia; Rodentia; Dipodidae
Gene: Npy1r
Product: neuropeptide Y receptor Y1
Exons: 3
Coding region: 301-1470 (389 amino acids)
Biological process (GO): G protein-coupled receptor signaling pathway
Cellular component (GO): plasma membrane; neuron projection
Molecular function (GO): neuropeptide binding; neuropeptide Y receptor activity
Source: RefSeq, a predicted model, not a curated record